This is a messenger RNA of Hypomesus transpacificus, 1101 nucleotides long. It is a transcript of the gene bag2, whose product is annotated as BCL2 associated athanogene 2. Gene Ontology annotation, molecular function: protein-folding chaperone binding; adenyl-nucleotide exchange factor activity. Gene Ontology annotation, biological process: protein stabilization. NCBI's taxonomy places the organism in Eukaryota, Metazoa, Chordata, Actinopteri, Osmeriformes, Osmeridae. The record is from RefSeq and is a predicted model, not a curated record. The transcript is spliced from 3 exons. Bases 197 to 826 code for a protein of 209 amino acids.
ACUCAACCCCACCACCUCAGUCUGGAGUGGGGUGGUCAGUAGAAACGGAACGGGAAGUUCCAGCCCAUGUUUGGAAAUGUUCCCUCGGGGGCGCUGUCUUGUUGCCGAAAGAAACCGCUAGAUUGUGCUCCAAGGAACCUCGAGCUUUGAAGGUGUCAAAAUCAGAUCUCUCCUGCGUUAGAUCAGUAUUCUUACUAUGGCGCAAGCGAAAAUACACGCGAAGAUGAAUGAAGGGAAAGAAGGAAAAUUUAGCAGAUCGAUGUCAAUGGCAGAUCGGUCAGGACGGCUUUUAGAAACUUUGGAUGCACUAGAGAUGAGGGUGGAGUCUUUACGAGAAGCUGCAACGUCUAUGGAGCAGGAGAGAGAGUUCUUACUGGAAACAAUCCAGUCCCUACAGAACAGUCAAGAAAUGCGCACCAUAUGUGAUGGAGAGAGAGAAGAACUGUCUCUAACUGCCAAUCGCCUGCUGAACAGAACUCUUACUGUGGAGGUCUCAGUAGGUACCUUAAGAAACCCCCAACAAGAGGAGGCGUUAAACAAGGCCACUGCACUGAUCGACGCGAUAGUAGCGAAGUUGCUAGAUGAUAUGGAUAGUUCCAGAAAGGGUCUUUCGGCCCUGCUCGCAGCGUGCGUCACUGAGGCGCCGGCUGUCCCCAUUGAUCAGAAAUUCCAGACCAUCGUGAUAAGCUGCGCCUUGGAGGACCAGAAGAAGAUCAAGCGGAGGCUCGAGACUCUGCUGAGGAAUCUGGACAGCGCCGAGAAGAACAUCAAGAUCAUGGAUCACCAGAAAGUUCAGGACAAAACCGCUGCCAAUGGCCGGUUUUAAACCAAAAUAUCACAAGUACUUAUUUAAUAGGUUUCCAUUAUAAUCCCUAUGCAAAGACCAGACCAAGCCACGUGUAGCACUUAGAUGGCUUUUUCAGCAUAUUUUCCUAAUGUGUCUUUUUUCUAAAUACAGUUUGUCAUUAAUAUCAGAUGCAGUUUGCCUGACAGACCCAAUUGAGCAUAGACAUAGUUGCACACCAUGAAGGAAUUCCACAUGCAAAUGUGAUGAACAUAAAUAUCGUACACAACAAUUAUGUCCUCAGUAAUACAUGUCUU